Messenger RNA from Dicentrarchus labrax (European seabass), 1609 nucleotides. RefSeq names its product tyrosyl-DNA phosphodiesterase 2-like. Gene Ontology annotation, biological process: double-strand break repair. NCBI's taxonomy places the organism in Eukaryota, Metazoa, Chordata, Actinopteri, Moronidae. Bases 567 to 1442 code for a protein of 291 amino acids. The record is from RefSeq and is a predicted model, not a curated record. Gene Ontology annotation, molecular function: 5'-tyrosyl-DNA phosphodiesterase activity; single-stranded DNA binding. The transcript has 5 exons. Gene Ontology annotation, cellular component: cytoplasm; PML body.
AUAAAUGGGUUCUCAGACAAGUAAUGCUUUAAUUGUACAAGGAGCCCUCUAACCUGGUGCACUGCACUUUCAGUAAUUCAGAUUAAUUGUGCAGCCCUACCUGGUUCAAUAAUACAAAUAUUAAUGCUUACAAUAAGAACUGACCUCAAAGAAAUUCCAUGAAUGUACUUUUUAUUCAAAAUGACCAACACACUACAGCACUCAACACAAACUAGUACAACUACAGACUCUACAGUCAGUGAGUAGUGAUUUACCAGAUAAAAUAGGGCUUUCUUUAGUGCACAGGGUGUGGCACAUGGAUUUUGAAUGCAUGCAGGACUUCUAACAGGCUGUUUCAAACUGUGGUAUUGCUACUUUGGUUCAUGAAAAAAUCAUUUAUUAAUAUUUUAUAACGUUAGGGUGCAUACGUAAAGAUAGGAUAGGUCUUAUUACGGUCAUGUGAUGUGUAACUGCACAACAGAAACUGAAGCUCCACGUCUUCACAUGAGUCACCGUAAGUAAGUAUGACUGUGCUGCAGGUUUAAUCCUUAUGAGCCGAAUCUUUACCAAUAUUCUUCAAAAGCGACAUGGAGAAAGCCUGUGCUGUGAAAGAGUCGUCGGAAAUAAAGAGCAGCAGCUCCACAGCCGACAGACGUGCUGUCUGCAGCGAUGCCACAGCAGAAACCAAAGAUAAAGAAGAAAACAGCAAACUGUCGCUGAUCUGCUGGAAUGUGGAUGGGCUCGAUGGAGAGAAACAGCCCGAGAGAGCGAGAGGUCUCUGCUCUUACUUAAUCUCACACUCUCCUGACGUGGUGUUUCUUCAGGAGCUCAUCCAACCAUACAUCCGCUUCAUGAAGAAACGUCUGGAGGCCAACUACACGUUCAUUGAAGGUGGUAAUGAGGGUUACUUCAUCGGGAUGAUGUUGAAGAAGUCACGAAUCACACUGCUGCACAGCGAGCUAGUCACCUAUCCAUCCAGUCGGAUGAUGAGGAACCUGAUUGUCGCUCAGGUGCUGUUCAAAGGCCAGAAGCUUUGUCUGAUGACGUCCCAUUUGGAGAGCUGUAAGGCCAAUGCAGGAGAGCGCAUGAGACAGCUGCGACUGGUGAUGAAGAGGAUGACGGAGGCGCCUGAUGAUGUCACCGUCCUGUUUGGAGGAGACACCAACCUGAGAGACUCUGAGGUGGUCAAAGUGGGCCUUCCCAGCUGCGUCUGUGAUGUGUGGGAGCAGCUGGGAGAGCCGGAGCAUUGCCGCUACACAUGGGACGCCCACGUCAACACCAACAGGGACUUUCAGUUCAAGUGUCGCCUCCGCUUCGACCGGCUGUAUCUGCGCCGGGCUGCCAAAGACGGCGUCCCGCAGGUGGAGCCUGACAGCAUGGCCACGAUAGGGCUGGAGAAGCUGCAGUGUGGCUGCUACAUCAGUGAUCACUGGGGAGUCUCCUGUGCGUUCUCCACUGAGUAGAAAUGCACAAAACAAACUAAAGAACCUGUGUAAUCUUUCCUCUCAUUUAUAUAUUUGUGCCUCAGAAGUUUCCUGUGAAGUUGGGGGGAAAGGUGUGUUUAAAGCUUUAACAGAGCUGGGUUUAGACGAGUGAUGUUCCCUCUGUGAAAGAUGCUCUUCUUACGUCA